AUGGCAAUGCUGAACAGCCAACCCGCGCGAUCAAGCCUACAGGUGGCCCCCUUGGCGAUACAGAAAACCCGCAGCAAUGGAUCUAGUGUGGCCGACUCAUCAGACCCAUAUUCGCAAUCACAGAUAACGCCGCCAGCGACCCCGAAUGGAUCCCAGGAGGACCUCUACACGCAGGCGCAGGAGCACGUUCAGAUGGAAAUCGAAAUGGCCAACGAGCCGCCCGUCUUUCAUAAUUUUCUGAGGGCCUUUUAUCCCUUCCAGCCAGAAAACAUUGUGAACGACUCCACCGUCACCCUCCCGCUGAACGAGGGCGAUGUUGUCCUGGUCCACUCGAUUCACACCAACGGCUGGGCCGACGGCACUCUGCUGGUCAAUGGCGCGAGAGGGUGGCUUCCUACCAAUUACUGCGAGGCGUACGAUCCUGACGAGAUGAGGAGCUUGUUGAAGGCGCUGCUCAACUUUUGGGACAUGAUGCGGGCAACGUGUGGGAAUGACAGCGAAAUGUUUGGAAACCAGGAAUUCAUGAAGGGAAUCAUUGCCGGUGUUCGCUAUUUAUUGCGUACACACUGUCUGACAAGAGAAUCACCCCUCGUGCAGCAAUACGAUGGGCUACGGCGAAACCGGAAGUCACUAUUGUCAGAAUUAUCAUGCCUGGUCAAAACAGCUAGGCGGCUGCAUGAUGCCCAGCGCAUGGGCAACGUGGAGGAGGUCAACGAAGUGGUGGACGAAAUGAUUCUGCGUGCCUUCAAGAUUGUCACCAAGGGAGUGAGGUUUUUGGACGUCUUGGAAGAGGAGAGGAGACCGCUAGUGCCCACAAUCGCAGCCAUAACGGCAGCUGAGGACAACCAGGUUCCACCAACGCCACCAGCAGAGUCAUCCAACUUUGCUGCCGGUUAUGGCCCGGCAGCGGAUGCAGGUUCCCGCGCCGAGGACGACGGGGAGACUGCCGAGAGGGCACAGUACGCGGCCAGCGACGUGGCACGAAGUCUGACCCCAGCCGAAAACCGUUUGUCUUCAGUUUGCACACAGAAUACAAAUGCCCGCCGUCUGUCUCAGGUCGGCCCACUCCAGAUUCAUCGCCCAUCUUCCACCCUCUCUCAUCGUCUCAGCAUCGCAGGUCCCUCACCCCUGGCGCACUCGCAGAAUCUAGUGUCGGAAAAGCUCAACGCCUGCCACGAUAUUUUCCUCUCGCACUUGGGCUCAUUCAUCGGGCGGCUACAUCUCCAGUCGCAGUCGAGGCCCAGUCUUGCUCGUGCCGUCAAGCAGUCGGCAACAUCGGGAGGGCAGCUUUUGGUGGUGGUGGAUGUUGUCUGCACACACAACGCGGCAGUCAUCGAUGUGUUGGAGCAGUCUCGUGCGGCCAUGUACGACCGUAUCCAGGAGCUGGUGCACACGGCGCGCGAUAUACUCGCCAAUGCCACAUUGGACAUGGAAGAAGACGUGAUCGUCCCUCAGGAUAAUGGCCGGCUAUUGGGCGCCGCAACGGGUUGCGUCAAAGCCACUGGCGAAUGUGUGGCCAAGACAAAAUGGGUGAUCGAAAGAAUCGGCGACUUCGAGUUCGAGUUUGACAAUGGGAGUCUGGGCGUCAACUUUGACCUUUCGGCAUUGACGCUGGUUCGGGAGGAGAAGGACUCCAAGUACUGCCCAUCCGAGUCGGCAAGUAUCGCUGGAUCAACCGUGUCCGAAACACCAACGGCGUCGACAGCAAUUUCCGUCACAUCUUCGGCUCCCGUUCCGUCUGUCGUGCUCUCGAUCGACAAGCCACUUCCCGAUGUUCCGCAGGUCACCUCGCCAAUUACCGAGCAGCCAGUUUCGCAUCCCUUGCCUUCAGACUCGCGACCACAAUCACUCCCGAUGCGUGACCGUGCCUCCAGUGUCGUCCAGACCGCGUCCUACAACCGUGCCGACCUCCCACCACUACCAAGAAUAUCAACCGCCUCUCUCCCAAUGGAUACCUAUAGUCCCCUCGAGCCAUCCAGCACGAAUGGAAGCGAUUUCCGCUCCUUCCGCUCGGAAAGCAUGACCGCCUCGAGCUCGGGCUCGGGUAGCACAUAUCUCAGCCGGCAUUCAGAGUCCAGCAUUCUGUCGCAGACCUCGACGCGUGCCACCACACCCGACAGCACACAAGCUCCGAGGAACCAGCCGUCAUUCUCCGAUUUGAGCACGACCGAGACCACGAGCCAGGCCGAGGAGGUUGAUGAUGUCGAGUCCAGACUGAUUGAGAAGACGUUUGCCCACGAGCUGGUGUUCAACAAGGAGGGCCAGGUCACGGGUGGCUCGCUCCCCGCUCUGGUCGAGAGACUUACCACCCACGAGUCGACACCCGAUGCCAUGUUUGUCUCGACCUUUUAUCUCACCUUUCGGCUCUUUUGCACUCCGACAGCGCUUACACAGGCUCUCGUUGAGCGUUUCGACUAUGUCGGUGAAAGUAGCACCAUUGCCGCCCCAGUGCGCUUGCGCACGUACAAUGUCUUCAAGGGCUGGCUUGAAUCACACUGGAGGGAGGAGACAGACCGUGAAGCCCUUGACUUGAUCAAGGAAUUCGCCCAAGUCAAACUAGCGGCCAUUCUUCCCUCGGCCGCCAAGCGCCUCCUCGAUCUUGCCGAGAAGGUGUCUGUCGUCGAUGGUGCGCUGGUCCCUAGGUUCGUGUCAUCCAUGGGCAAAUCAGGCGCCACGGGCACCCACUACAUCCCCGCCGAGACACCGGUUCCUGCGCCUGCCAUGACCAGAAGCCAGACCAAUGCCCUGACUGCUUGGAAGGCCGGGGGCAGCUGCCCAUCCAUCUUGGACUUUGACCCUCUGGAGAUUGCACGCCAGCUUACCAUCAAGCAGAUGUCUCUCUUCUGCUCGAUCCUGCCGGAGGAGCUCUUGGGAUCCAAAUGGACCAAGCUUGCUGGAGUUGGUGCCCCCAACGUCAAGGCCAUGUCGGCUUUUACCACAGGUCUCUCCAACCUGGUUGCCGACACCAUCCUGCAGUACGACGAGGUCAAGAAACGGGCGUUGGUCAUCAAGCACUGGAUCAAGAUUGCCAGCCAAUGCUCCUCGCUGCAUAACUACGACGCCCUGAUGGCCAUCACCUGCGCACUCACCGACACCAGCAUCAAGCGCCUCAAGAUGACAUGGGACACUGUGAGCGUCAGGCGCAAGGAGAUGCUCAAGUCGCUACAAUCUACAGUGGACUUCAACCAGAACUACAAGGCCCUUCGCGCCCGGCUUCACGAUCGUGUCCCUCCAUGCUUGCCAUUUCUGGGCAUGUUCUUGACUGAUCUCACCUUUGUCGAUGUUGGCAAUCCUGCUACCAAGACCAGCGAUACUGGGCUGGUUGUCAUCAACUUUGACAAGCACACCCGCACGGCCAAGAGCAUCGGCGAGCUGCAGCGCUUCCAGAUCCCCUACCGCCUGACUGAGGUGGCCGACCUGCAAGAAUGGCUGUCCAGCCAGAUCGACCGAGUCCGCGAAAAGGACAAGGCGGGUGCCAACACGCAGGCUUCCCACUAUCGCAAGAGUCUUCUUCUCGAGCCGCGCGAAGUGCAACAACUCCGAACCCCCGUCGAACCACCCACUCCGGCUGUCACAGGCAGCGGCAUGUUUGCUUGGAUGCGUAGCAAUAGUGGUACUACCACCGCCACCCAAAGCUUAUCGGCGCCUCUUUAA
Messenger RNA from Podospora pseudopauciseta, 3654 nucleotides. RefSeq names its product Ras guanine nucleotide exchange factor bud5 (gene BUD5). Bases 1 to 3654 code for a protein of 1217 amino acids. The record is from RefSeq and is a predicted model, not a curated record. Gene Ontology annotation, molecular function: guanyl-nucleotide exchange factor activity; protein binding. NCBI's taxonomy places the organism in Eukaryota, Fungi, Ascomycota, Sordariomycetes, Sordariales, Podosporaceae. Gene Ontology annotation, cellular component: plasma membrane. The transcript is spliced from 2 exons. Gene Ontology annotation, biological process: Ras protein signal transduction; positive regulation of GTPase activity.